GUGUUUUCAAAUGAGAGAGAUGACCAAUGAAAAAAAGGUAGGCCUUCCGUUUGACCGGUUGGACCAAUUCGGUAUCCUCGAGCAAAAUUCGACCGACCAGUGGAUUCACCAUGGCAACCACAGAAAAGUACGGACUUCUACUGACCAAGCUCACACGGGCUUCCCCCGCCCGAUCAGGAGGAGUUGUUGUUGGCGCUAGGGUUUCUUGAAACAAUCCUGAGAAGCCAGGGAUAUGAUGCUAUCAUGGUCGGAUAAUUGUGGUGCUGCUUCUGCUCCUAUUCCCAACCCCAAUGCUUCUUCUUCCGAAAAUCCAAACCCUAUCCCCCCUGUCGCUUUGGUUGCCGACGAUACUUCCCCCGCCUCACCCUCGUUGUCGACCUCCUCUGAACGUAAUAAUUUCACCACCACUGCCUCACCUGACAACCCAUCGCCAUCUCUGCCGCCCCCGCCACUACCACCGCCACCAGCACCACCGCCAGCUGAGAUCCCUCUCUCAUGGCCACCCGAUGGCAAUCUAAGCUUAGAUUGGAUCCAGGAUCUCAUGUCAGCCUUCGACUGGUCUUCCAGAAAUCUGCAUCCCUCGGAAUUCCCGCGCGUAUUCCCUGUAGGCACGCUAGAUUCUCUGGUGCUCUGCGCAUCCAAAAUCCUGCACAAGGAACCUAAUUGCAUCAGAAUUGAGGAUUGUGGGCCCAAUUCCAGAGUUGUGGUGGUAGGAGACGUUCACGGCCAGUUGCAUGAUCUCUUAUUUCUCUUGCGGCAUGCUGGUUUACCUUCCCAAAACCAUUUCUACGUCUUUAACGGAGACUACGUUGAUCGAGGGGCUUGGGGUCUGGAAACCUUCCUCAUUUUGUUGGCUUGGAAGAUCUUCAUGCCACAUAGAUUAUUUCUCCUCCGUGGAAAUCAUGAAUCUAAAUAUUGCACGUCUGUUUAUGGGUUUGAAAAGGAAGUGAUGACGAAGUAUGGAAAUCGAGGGAGACAUGUAUAUCAUAAAUGUUUAGGAUGUUUUGAAGGACUUCCAUUGGCCUCAAUUAUAGCUGGGCAUGUCUAUACAGCCCAUGGAGGGAUUUUUCGUAGUGUUUCUGUCAACUCGUCAAAGCGAUCCAAACGAAAGAAGAACCGUAGGAUAAGUAUUAACUCUGAAGCGAAUGCAUUAUCUUUGGGCUCUUUAGAGGAAUUGUCCAAAGCUAGGAGAUCAGUUCUUGAUCCUCCAUGGGAAGGUUUAAACUUGAUUCCUGGUGAUGUGUUGUGGUCAGAUCCUUCGAUGAACCCCGGUCUUUCACCAAAUAAAGAGAGAGGCAUUGGUUUGCUAUGGGGUCCAGAUUGCACUGAGCAGUUUUUGAAGAAGUUCCAUCUAAAGCUGAUUAUUAGGUCACAUGAAGGCCCUGAUGCAAGGGAAAAGAGACCUGGCUUCGCUAGAAUGGAUGAAGGGUACACUAUAGAUCAUGUUGUGGAAUCAGGAAAGCUAAUUACUCUAUUCAGUGCUCCAGAUUAUCCUCAAUUUCAGGCAACAGAGGAGAGGUACAAAAACAAGGGGGCAUACAUUGUUUUGGAGCCUCCUGAUUUUGACACCCCAUUGUUUCAUAGUUUUGAAGCAAUUACCCCAAGACCAAAGGUAAAUCCCUAUUAUGAUUACGAGGACGUGAUUGAUUCUGACGAAGAACUGGACUUGGCUUCAAUGGCUCCUCCAUAAAAGAAGUGGCGCCUUUUCAAAUGUAGAGUAAUUUAUCAAGCUACACACGGGAUGGUAAAUAGUGAAAUUGUUUUUGCUGCGCUCAUAAGUCGGUUUAUCAUCAUUAUUAUUUUUUCUGUGAUCAGUCGUGGUUGAGAAAUUUUCUAUAUAAAACCUUAAGAGAUAAUUAUGCUGCUGCAAGCUGCAAGCUGCCUUGGCAAAUUCAAAUGUAGAAUAAUUCAUAUCAAGCUUCCAACAGGAUUAGUAAGGCUAAAGUUGUUUUUCUUCUAUUCA
Molecule: messenger RNA, 1963 nt
Organism: Malania oleifera
Lineage: Eukaryota; Viridiplantae; Streptophyta; Magnoliopsida; Santalales; Ximeniaceae
Product: serine/threonine-protein phosphatase 7
Exons: 5
Coding region: 233-1690 (485 amino acids)
Cellular component (GO): cytosol; nucleus
Molecular function (GO): protein serine/threonine phosphatase activity
Source: RefSeq, a predicted model, not a curated record